Molecule: messenger RNA, 733 nt
Organism: Procambarus clarkii (red swamp crayfish)
Lineage: Eukaryota; Metazoa; Arthropoda; Malacostraca; Decapoda; Cambaridae
Product: keratin-associated protein 19-3-like
Source: RefSeq, a predicted model, not a curated record
UGACAGUGCUGAUCAAGUUGCUGUAUAUAUAAGAGGAGCGCUACUGGAGAGGACACAGUCAAUCACCAACUCACCAACAUGAAGUUUACGCCGUUCCUGCUGGUGCUCCUGCUGGCCGUCACCGCCGUCCUCGCCAGCCCCGCCCCUCACAAGUUUAAGAAGGGCGGCUUUGGUAGGCGCGGCUUUGGUUACGCUCCUGUGAAAAUUAUUCCUGUCCACUACCCGGUCUACGUCGGUGGCUACGGCGGCGGCUACGGCGGCGGCUACGGUGGCGGCUACGGUGGCGGCUUCGGCGGCGGCUUCGGCGGGUAUAAAGGCGGCUUCGGCGGCUUGUAUGGCGGAGGCCAUUACGGAGGGUAUGGCUAUGGGCGGUAGAUUCAGAGACCUAACAUUGUCGAAGAGUAUUGCGGCUUAACCUAUACCUGUACCACCUGUCAUUAAUUUUAUUCGUUAUUACGCCCAACCACUUGGGUUGGACGGUAGAGCGACGGUCUCGGUUCAUGCAGGUCGGCGUUCAAUCCCCCCGACGGUCCAAGUGGUUGGGCACCAUUCCUUCCCCCCAUCCCAUCCCAAAUCCUUAUCCUAAUCCCUUCCACGUGCUAUAUAGUCGUGAUGGCUUGGCGGUUUUCCCCUGAUAGUUCACUUUCUUCAUUCACCUGAUACUGUUUGCCAACACUGUCCAUAUCAAUUUUGUAUGUAUAUAUAUUUAAAAUAUUAAAAGAUUCAGUGUCUA